GUAGAUGAUGUACUGUAGCAUAGGUAGAUGGUAGAUGGUGGACGCUACAACAUCAGUUUGAAUCUUGAAUGCUCGAGAUACGACGAAAAUACGACAAAAUAUUAUUUUCGCACACUGUCAAGAAACAUUUAUCAGGGAUUAACUGGUCCAGGGAUUUUUGCAAAUAGUUUGGAAAUGUCUUCCCAGGAGCUUCCAUCCUUGUCCCAAGACCAAAAAGACCGUAUCACAAGAAACCGUGAAGCUGCACUCCAACGUCAGAGAAAACGAGUAGAAGAUGCUGAACUGGAAUUUCUUAUCGAAAAUGAGGCUCAAAUCAGAGAGGAAGAAAAAGAAGCCCGACUUCGAAAUUCCUUUGAUGGAUUUGCUCAUAAUGCAGAUUCGGACGGUCCACCCAAAUCUAAAAAGGCAAAGAUUUAUCAUGAUGCAAAGGAAUCCCAACUCUUUACAGACAUGCAAAACGUAGUCAAUGAAGGAUCUGUUGUGAGGAUUCAAGGGACCAAGGUUAUCGACACAGGGGGUGGAUUUUUGAUUGAAGAGGGCGACUUGGUGGAACAAGAAGAACAAGAGAAGGUACUUUCGGUACAUCCAGCGGCCUUUGUUCCCACAGACGCUCCAAAUUGCCAAGAUUGUGGGCUUUCUUUCUCAGAGUCGUAUCUCCUCCUUAAUUUCGACCAUCCGGUGUGUGAUCGCUGCAAGGAUAUGGAUGACAAGCAUAAACUCAUUACAAGGACUGAUUCUAAAAAUGAAUUUUUGCUGAAAGAUGUGGAUCUUGAUCGACGAGAGCCGAUUCUGAAGUAUAUUUCAAGACCAAAUCCGCAUAAUAAUAGAUGGGGAGACAUGAAGUUGUAUUUGAGGCUUCAGGUAGAGAAAAGAGCUAUUGAAGUAUGGGGCUCUCUUGAAAGUAUUAAUGAACAACUGGAAUUACGAGAGGAAAAUAGAGCAAAAACAAAAAUUAAAAAGUACAACAAAAAAAUGAAAUCACUGCGAAUGACAGCGAGAAGCAGUUUGUACACACGAGAUUUAGGACCUCAUGAGCACUUGUGGGGUCCUGAUGUUUGUGUAAAUGAAGACGAAGAUUUGUAUACACACCAGUGCACCGACUGUGGUCAAGAAGAAACUUUCGAAAAAAUGUAAUUGGAAUCGUAAAUCUGAAAACUUGCAGCAUUUUAAUAUUUUAAUUAGACGCAAAGAACGUGUUUAUUAAAUUGUACAUUUAGCUACAUAUAUAGUAACAAUAAUAUUGGACAGUACUUAAAAAGCGUGUUAGUUAGUUGUUAUGAUUUGUGCUUGAAUAAUUUCGCGAUUGUAUUCCUGGAAUCCUGAUGGUAGGCCGGAGAUUGGGAUAAUAUCCAAUAUAGCUGGUAAAUAUUUGUCAGCACAGCUAUCAAAAAUCUGUACCUUCUGCAACGUUGUCCCAGUCAAAAGAGGUUUAACCAUUGGAAAAAUGCAGUUCAAAACCCAUGGAGCUAGAUGAAUAUAUUUAAUUAAACAAGGUUCAAAAAUA
Folsomia candida is the source of this 1504-nucleotide messenger RNA. RefSeq names its product DNA repair protein complementing XP-A cells (gene Xpac). Bases 28 to 1134 code for a protein of 368 amino acids. The transcript has 4 exons. Gene Ontology annotation, molecular function: damaged DNA binding. The record is from RefSeq and is a predicted model, not a curated record. Gene Ontology annotation, biological process: nucleotide-excision repair involved in interstrand cross-link repair; nucleotide-excision repair, DNA damage recognition; base-excision repair. Lineage: Eukaryota; Metazoa; Arthropoda; Collembola; Entomobryomorpha; Isotomidae. Gene Ontology annotation, cellular component: nucleotide-excision repair factor 1 complex.